Molecule: messenger RNA, 1092 nt
Organism: Symbiodinium natans
Lineage: Eukaryota; Dinophyceae; Suessiales; Symbiodiniaceae
Source: the annotation of a GenBank genome assembly
AUGCGCCAUGCUUGGGCACUGGCCCUGAUCACGCUUCGAGCUGCAGCAAUGCGAGAUGUCGGAGUGGAGGAAAAGCUCGAAGUUGAGUCAGACAAAUCACGGGGUGCAUGGAAGAUCGACCUCGACAACCCAGUCGAUGCUGCAUCGCAAGCUCGAUCUGUCGGCAUGGAGGACAACCCACUCGAAGCUGCAUCACGAGCUCGAGCAGCUGAGCUGGACGCCUUGCAGAAGGCCCAGGACCUGGAGAGACUCGCAGCAGUUGCGGAGCUCCAUGUAAUGGAACAAAGAGAUCUUGCCAUAAAAGCCGAGCAACAAGUUCUUGCAGAUGGACAGGAUCUACAUGCGCAGGAUGAGGCAAUAACAUUGCCAGCCACUGUUGGGGAUGUCAACUUGGUGCCGCAGACCGCGCCAUCAGCCGAAGCAUCCGACAGAAGAAGCAGCAGAAUUGCCCCAAACACGUCAGCAACGACCACCUCCGUGGAGGCCAGGCCCGAAGAGAGUGGGGAAGUAGCCAGCACCACGGUUGACAAAGCAAGGCAGGUAGUGACAUCUGAAGAAGAAGAAAUGCACGAGCACAAGUCUGAGGAAUGGAAUGCGCAGGAAGCGACAACCACCACAGCUCGGCAGAUUGAAGAUACAAGCCAGACAACCGAAGAGCAACGAAGCGCGUCGCAGGAUGAUCUUUCAGCACAUCCAGAAGGUCGGGAAGCAGCUGCCGAAACAACCACAGAAACAGGAAAUCCGUUGGCAGCGGAAGAACCAGGCUACGACGAUGAAAGCACAUCCACGGCCCCAAGUCCUGAAUCGAGCGGCGGGCCAGAGUCAGCAGAUGCCCGCGAAGACAGCGCAGCCGACAGUGAAGAAAGCUUCAGGACCACUCCAGAAGUGCAGGCAACCGAGAGUUCUACAACACCUGUGGCUGAGAAGGAAUCGCGGGAGAGCAGCUCAAGCACUUCACCCGACUUUUCCUCCACAGUCGAAGAGACUGUGGAGGAUGAGGACACAUUGUCUGAAGACUGGAGGGGUGAUGGCCCAGCGGCGAUGAGCGUUCACAUGCCUCAAGCACGGAACACCGCGCAGGCCCCGCCAGGC